This is a messenger RNA of Doryrhamphus excisus (bluestripe pipefish), 8370 nucleotides long. Lineage: Eukaryota; Metazoa; Chordata; Actinopteri; Syngnathiformes; Syngnathidae. The record is from RefSeq and is a predicted model, not a curated record.
CCGUUUGACAGCCUUACUUAAAUGCCUUAUUUUUUCGUAUGAUGUCCAUAUUGGGUAAUAUGAGUAUAAAGAUCACUAUAGGGUUGUUAGUUCAUGUCUUGAGUGCUCUAAUAGUGUUUAAAAAACAUAUUUAGUGGGUAGUCAGUGGGUUGUCUUUGUUUUAACUAUGAAAAAAAUACAAUUUCUAAAUAAAGAAUUCUGAUUUGCGAAAAUUCUCAUCAAAGUCUUGUUGGGAACCAAUUAAUCAUGAUAAGCAAGGUAUUACUGUAGGUCCUUGCAAUCAAUGAAUGGCUGAAGAUAAGGUUGAAGAUAAUGAUCUUGAUAUAACACUUCUCUAGUGAAGUGUACAUUGACAUCAAUUCAAUUCCCAACAGAAAUAUAUAAGCAGCUAGAAAUUGAUACCUUUGGAAAGACGAGGAGAGCAAGCGAGUAUGCAAAUUCCAGUGUCCAGGUUGUACAUCUAACAUUGGAUCUAAAACAGCAGUUCAAGGCAGUCAAAUAAAUUCAGUUCAGUUGAAUUAUGGGAUUGAUAUCUGUGAUGUAUGAUUCACGUGUACACAUUCCAGGAGUGGUAUCAUGUCAUUCCUGUCCCCGGUUGACUCGGGCUUUGAAGCAGCAACACGCCUUGAAAGAGCUCAAACAUCAAACUGAAAUCUCUGCUCUGUUGAAAUGUCUGUGUUUCUGCCUAUCUUUAUCUCGUUGCGUUUGUCUCAGCUGUCUAACACACACACACACACACACACACAUUCACACGCACACAACAUGAUAAAUUAUAGAUUGCUACCUGCCUUUGGGCCAUAAGUCGUUUGUUCCCCUUGACUAACGUGUUUACUCUGCCCUGGGCUGGUGAUGGUACGGAUUUACCAUUGAUUCAGCGCCCAGGGAGUGCGAGGAAGAUGAGUUCCAAUGCCAAAACGGCUACUGCAUUCGUAGCCUCUGGCACUGUGAUGGAGACAAUGACUGCGGGGACAACAGCGAUGAGCAGUGUGACAUGCGUAAAUGUUCUGACAAGGAGUUCCGCUGCACAGACGGCAGUUGCAUUGCUGAGCAUUGGUACUGCGAUGGAGACACGGACUGUAAAGACGGAUCUGAUGAGGAAAACUGCCCCUCAGAUGUAAUGGCAGCCACCUGCAGCGUUGAGGAGUUCCAGUGUGCAUAUGGCCGCUGUAUCCUGGACAUCUAUCACUGUGAUGGAGACGACGACUGUGGAGACUGGUCAGAUGAGUCAGACUGCUCAUCUCAUCAGCCAUGCAGGUCUGUUGAGUUCAUGUGCAGCAGUGGGAUGUGUAUCAACGCUGGCUGGAGAUGCGAUGGCGAGUUUGACUGUGACGAUCAGUCCGAUGAGAAGAAUUGCACUACGUCCAUGUGCACCGCUGACCAGUUUCGGUGUGGAACAGGACGCUGUGUGCGGUUGUCAUGGCGAUGCGACGGGGAAGAUGAUUGCUCAGAUCGCAGUGAUGAAGAGGGCUGUGAGAAAACCGAGACGUCCCCUUGUGCUCCGGACCAGUUUCAAUGUGGGAAUGGACGCUGUAUCGGUCAGAGGAAGGUGUGCAAUGAGGUCAACGACUGUGAAGAUGGGACUGAUGAACUCCCACACCAUGAAUGUCGUCCACGCUCCAGUGAUGGUAACUGUAAUCAAAAUAACGGAGGUUGCUCCCAGAAGUGUCAGAUGGUUAGAGGACUGGUCCAGUGCACCUGUCACACUGGAUACCGACUGAUGGAUGACGGCAGAUCCUGCCAAGAUGUGGACGAGUGUGCCGAGGAAGGAUACUGCAGCCAGGGUUGCACCAACAUAGAAGGCGGCUUCCAUUGCUGGUGUGUUCAAGGCUAUGAGCUGCGGCCCGACAAGCGGAGUUGCAAGGCCCUGGGUCCAGAGCCGGUGCUGUUGUUUGCCAAUCGAAUUGAUAUCCGUCAGGUUCUGCCACACCGUUCUGAGUACACGCUGCUUCUCAACAACCUUGAAAACGCCAUUGCCCUCGACUUCCAUCACAGCCUCGAGCUGGUUUUCUGGUCAGAUGUGACACUGGACCGCAUCAUGAAGGCCAACCUCAAUGGGUCCAAUGUGGAAGAGGUUGUGUCCACCGGCCUGGAGAGCCCAGGUGGGCUGGCUAUUGACUGGAUCCAUGAUAAACUGUACUGGACAGACUCCGGAACCUCCCGCAUUGAGGUGGCCAACUUGGAUGGCACCCAUCGCAAGGUGCUGCUGUGGCAGAACAUGGAGAAGCCCCGGGCCAUCGCGCUGCACCCUAUAGAGGGUAAGAUCUACUGGACUGACUGGGGCAACACACCUCGCAUUGAGUAUGCCAACAUGGAUGGCUCCAAUCGGCGAGUCAUCGCAGACACACACUUGUUCUGGCCCAAUGGCUUAACCAUCGACUAUGCAGGCCACCGCAUGUAUUGGGUAGACGCCAAGCACCAUGUCAUCGAAAGGGCCGACCUGGAUGGGCGGAAUCGCAAAGCUGUCAUCAAUCAAGGUCUUCCUCACCCAUUUGCCAUCACAGUGUUUGAAGACAGCCUCUACUGGACUGACUGGCACACCAAGAGCAUCAACAGUGCCAAUAAAUUCACCGGCAAGAACCAAGAGAUCAUCCGUAACAAGUUGCACUUUCCCAUGGACAUCCACACCUUGCACCCCCAGAGGCAACCUGAAGGAGGCAAAAAUCGCUGCGGCGCCAACAAUGGAGGCUGCAGCCACUUGUGUCUCCCUAGCAACAAGACCUACACCUGUGCUUGUCCAACUGGCUUUAAGAAGGUGGACCACUACAACUGUGCCAACAGUCUUGACAAGUUCCUGCUUUUUGCCCGAAGGACGGACAUCCGACGAAUCAGCUUUGACACAGAGGAUAUGUCAGAUGAUGUCAUCCCACUGGCUGAUGUGCGCAACGCUGUGGCACUGGACUGGGAUGCCAGAGACGGCUACAUCUACUGGACUGAUGUCACCACCGACUCCAUCAACAGAGCCCUGUGGAAUGGCAGCAAACAGGAGUUGGUGGUGGACACCAGUCUGGAAAGUCCUGCAGGUUUGGCCAUUGACUGGGUGACCAACAAACUCUACUGGACUGAUGCUGGUACAGAUCGCAUCGAGGUCUCGAAUGCAGAUGGGAGUAUGCGGACAGUGCUUAUAUGGGAGAAUCUUGACCGACCAAGAGACAUUGUUGUCGACCCAAUUGGAGGUUUAAUGUACUGGACUGACUGGGGUGCCAACCCAAAGAUUGAAUGUGCUGGGAUGGACUCUACCAAUCGGAUAGUCAUCAUAUCUUCCAACUUGACGUGGCCCAACGGACUUGCCAUUGACUAUGAAACUAAACGCCUGUACUGGGCAGAUGCUGGCAUGAAGACCAUUGAAUACGGGAACUUUGAUGGCUCCAACCGACAGGUUUUGAUUGGAAGCCAGCUGCCUCACCCCUUUGGCCUCACAGUGCAUGAAGACAUGCUGUACUGGACGGACUGGCAGUCUAAGAGCAUCCAGAGCGCUAACAAGCUCACCGGUUUGGGUCGGCAUACGCUUGCAGAAAACUUGGAGAACCUCAUGGAUAUUCAUAUGUUCCAGAGGCACCGCGAAACAGUCCACAAUCCGUGUGCAGUGAAUAACGGAGGCUGUAGCCACCUGUGUCUUCUGGCUCCUGCUCCCAAAGCCUACAGCUGUUCUUGUCCCACCGGGAUCAACCUUCAGUCAGAUGGAAAGACCUGCACACCUGGGAUGAGCAGCUUCCUGAUCUUUGCGCGGAGGACAGACAUUAGAAUGGUUUCUCUGGACAUUCCUUACUUUGCCGAUGUGGUUCUUGCUGUCAACAGUUCCAUGAAAAACACCAUUGCCAUUGGUGUUGACCCAAAAGAUGGAAAGGUGUAUUGGUCUGACAGCACACUGAAAAAAAUCAGCAGAGCCAACAUUAAUGGAACAGCUGAUGAAGACAUCAUAUCUACAGGCUUGAUGACGACAGAUGGUUUGGCAGUCGAUGCUGUAGGCCGAAAGAUUUACUGGACAGACACAGGAACUAACCGGAUAGAAGUUGCCAAUCUGGAUGGCUCCAUGAGGAAGGUUCUCGUUUGGCAAAACCUGGACAGCCCUCGUGCCAUCGCCCUUUACAACGAGAUGGGUUACAUGUACUGGACUGACUGGGGAGAACAUGCUAAGCUGGAACGCUCUGCGAUGGAUGGGUCAGAUCGAGUGGUCCUAAUCAAUAACAACCUGGGCUGGCCUAAUGGUCUUGCUAUAGACAUGGCUGGCUCACAAUUGCUGUGGGCUGAUGCUCAUACUGAGCGUAUCGAGGCAGCUGAUCUUAAUGGCCAAAACCGGCGGACCCUCGUGACUCCAGUCCAGCACCCAUACGGUUUAACCCUUUUAGGGCCACACAUCUAUUGGACUGACUGGCAGAGCCGCAGCAUCCAGCGGGCAGACAAGAAUACCGGUGCCAAUACCAUUACUGUACGUGCCAACCUACCCGGCUUAAUGGACAUUCAGGCUGUGGAUAGGGAGAGACCUCUGGGGUUUAAUAAGUGUGGCAGAAAGAAUGGCGGCUGCACUCACCUGUGCCUGCCUCGUCCCAACGGUACGUCCUGCGCUUGUCCUACUGGCAUCCUGCUCAAGGAAGAUGGAAGAUCAUGUGACAACUCCCCAGAGACCUAUCUUGUCUUCUCCAACCGAGUCAGUGUGCGGAGAAUCUCCUUGGACACAAACGAUCACACAGACGUUCACAUACCAGUACCUGAGCUUCACAACGUUAUUUCACUGGAUUACGACAGUGUUGAUGGAAAACUGUACUACACUGACGUCACCUUGGAUGUGAUAAGACGGGCCAGCCUGGACGGCACUGGCAUGGAGACCGUAAUCAGCCAAGGCCUAAAGACUACAGACGGGCUGGCUGUGGACUGGGUGGCCAGGAACAUGUACUGGACCGACACCGGCAGAAACACCAUUGAGGUGGCACGUCUUGAUGGAACAAGCCGCAAGGUCUUGGUCAACAAUAGUUUAGAUGAACCCAGAGCUAUUGCGGUGUUCCCGAGCAAAGGGUUCCUGUUCUGGACCGAUUGGGGUCAUAUUGCAAAAAUUGAGCGGUCUCACCUGGAUGGUACAGACCGGAAAGUUCUAAUCAACACUGACCUGGGCUGGCCCAAUGGACUCACAUUAGACUACGACACAAGGAGGAUCUUUUGGGUAGAUGCCCACUUGGACAGGAUUGAGAGCUCCGACCUGAGUGGGAAGCUGCGUCAGGUCCUUGUUAGCCCAGUGUCCCACCCCUUCGCCCUAACACAGUUGAAGCCGGUGUCCUCCCCUCUAACACCUUUCUCCCGACUCUCGCAGCAAGACCGUUGGAUCUACUGGACUGAUUGGCAGACAAAGUCCAUCCAGCGGGUGGACAAACACAAUGGCCGUAACAAGGAAACGGUGCUGGCCAAUGUUGAGGGCCUCAUGGACAUUAUUGUGGUAUCGCCUAACAGGCAGACAGGGACCAAUCUCUGUGGGGUGAACAAUGGAGGCUGCACUCACCUCUGCUUUGCCAAGACCAACAGUUUUGUCUGUGCAUGUCCCGAUGAACCGGACGGACGACCCUGCUCCACUAUUGCAGGCUACAUCCCUACCUCUCCUGCCAAAGAGGCCAGCAGCACCCCUGCCCCCAAUAAAAUCCCCAAAGCUGCAACAGAAACCUCCCAAAGAGGACCCUCAGUGGUCAAUUGCACUGACAAGAACGUAAAUGUGGAAGAGUGCUUACAGAGUAAUGUGGUGACAGCCCCUCAUGGAGAAGGGCUUCAUAUCAGCUACGUGAUAGGCGGAGUUUUGACUAUUCUUGCUAUUCUCAUUCUCAUUGCUGCUUUGAUUAUUUAUAGACAUAAAAAGUCCAAGUUUGCCGACCCAGGAGUUAGCAACCUCACAUACAGCAACCCUUCAUACCGGACGUCCACGCAAGAGGUCAAGAUCGAGGCUUCUCAGAAGCCUCCAAUUUACAACCAACUGCGAUAUAAGAAAGAGGGUGGUGUGGAUGGAGGCUACACGAAGGAGAAGAUCCGCAUCGUGGAGGGUGUGUGUCUCCUGUCAACAGAGGAGCUUUACUGGGACGACUUAAAACAGAUCAAGCCGUCCCGAGGGGGCCUGCACACCUGCAUGCGCACAGACACCGUCUCAUUGCAGGCCAGCAGCGCUUCGCUGGAUGAUGGAGAGACAGAGCAGCUCCUCCAGGAGGAAGCGUCUGAAUGCUCCUCCAUAACCACACUGACCCCUUCAGCCAUUACCCCACAGCGUCAUGCCCAGCACAGCCUGCCCGACACCGGCUGGGCGUCCAUGCGCAAGCCCUCCACUGAGAGUGAAGUGUGAGAGGACAGCAUUUGCGCUUUAUCUUGACCUCCUUUGCAACACAUGCAUAUACACGCCUGUAUUUAUAGCUGGUGCAAACAGACAUAGAGGAUGCAAAGUACUAGCACAGAUACAUAUUUAGAGUCUGAGUGAAAUAAACAAGUUCUGAUAAACUCAACUCUUUCUGAAACUGGGACUCCGUCCUAUUUGUACAGGCAUACACACAAACCCCUUCGUGCUCUGUGCUAAAAUGCCUUCUGGCAAAAUGAUCAACUAAUUAGCAUGCCGGAGUAAGAAAGCAAAGGACUCCUGGGAGGAAGUGACCAGAGACACAAAUACGUAAGGAUGCAAAGCGACACAUGUCUCGCUGCGUGCAACUUUCUUUCUCCCGGGGAAACAACCGACACAACGUUCUCCCAGGACAACGAUGCCCUUAAACCACUCAUCUCUUUAUGAACUCUAUUUAUGAACAUUUUUUAUUUGUACUACAAAGUGGGCUUUGAGAAUUAAACAGAACAGCGAGUGUUGUGUGGAGCUUUGUGCAGCAGGUAUUCGAGUGUUGUGUUUAUGACCGUGCCAAAGGGCGGGGCUUCACCAAGUCCCCUUGCUGCUUCUUGCAUUUACUCGUCAAUAAAACGGUGUCCCGGUUCCAGCAGACAGCCAAAUCGAGCAGUUCGUGCAAACAUUUAGCUCCAAACUCUUCAAAUACUCGACUAUGUUUGUUGUUGCCAAUGCUGCCAAUUUAACGUUUGCUAACGAAACGAAGGAAGUUGCAGCCUCGGUGCCAGAUUUAGUUUUUAAUUCACUUUCCAUUACAUUUCAUGAAAUGAUUGGUAUAGCCAUAUCAUAAGAAACCUGUUUACACAUCUAUCCAUGUAGGUAGUGUUAAUUUAUUUAGUGUAAAUGGAUGACAUAUUAAAGGAAAGGGACACCUAUAGUAAUGAUAUGGAUGGGUUUAACUAUGCCACUUGAUGCUUGUUUUCUGAUUUUUUUAUACACUAAUUGUCCCUUCGAACUUGUAGUGGACAAAAAUUUGCAUCGAUGCUGGCCAAAUGUAAUUUCAUUCGAAGAAUUCUUUCAUUUUUCCCUGCAAUUUUUAACACACAUUCACAGCACUUACAAUGAGAAUGUGCAGGAGCUACAGUAUGUUAAAGAGGUUGGUAUUGACGUAACUUAAAGUUUGUGCAAUUGUUGAUUACGUUCAGUGGCAGAGAUCUCGUUACCUACGUACGUUAUGGACUGCUUUGCCAAACACUACAGUAAAAGGAUUUAUUUUUAUUUGUUAAAUGUAAAAUCGGAUGCAACAGUGCACUUGCGUUAUGGAGCAUUUAGGAACAAGAUGGAUGGCAUCAGGCAGCGAGGGUUGUAGUUUAGUAACACAACAGUAACAGUCAUUAUACAUCGCUUUACCUUUAAAAUUGUCUUCUCAUAUGGUGCAAGGAAAUACUAUAUUGCAAUUCAGACAAAUGUGUCGGCCUUAUUUAUAGAACAAUGUAUUUUGAAGAAUCUGCAACUUGCUGUUUUGCUGCUAGACAAAGCACUGAAGCCAAUGAAAGAGGGUCUUGGCAGCUACAGAACUAGAGUCUCUGGCAGUUGGUUACCAGUAUGCCCAUACGGGCAUCAUAGUGUCCCAGUAACCCAUCAUCAUCCCUACUCAUGUCCCACCAACUCUGCUGCAGGAAUUGCUAAAGCUGUAUAAAAAGGAAAACAAAAGCUGGAGAUACUGUUUUGAUUGAGCUGUACAGUCUUUUGUACAAAGGGAUUUCAUGACUGUAAUUAGACUUGUAUUAAUUUUACUCACUGGAGAAGAAUUUUUGCUCAACUUUUUUGCUGGAUUAUUUUAACCACUGUGUUUCCAAGUUUUGUAAAUGAUAGGGAAGAUGCCCUUUAUUUAAUAGUCCUCUUUUAUAAAUACUGGUCGCAUAUAGUUGUUGUAAAGUUAACAAAAAGAGGUAUUUAUGAUUUGUUUGGUUGUCAUAUGAUGUGUAAAUAUGAACAGACUGUAUAUGUAUUUCCAUGGCAGUACUAACAAGCUGUGUUGUGUGAUAUAGUGAAUCAUCCCUUUGCUAUCUUUUAAUAUA